AUGCACCUGACAAAGCUGAUAGGGGCUGCUGCUUCUGAGCGAGCUCUAGUCCCCCCUGCUGCUGAUGCUGCUGCUGCUGAUGCUGCUGCCGAUGCUGCUGCCGAUGCUGCUGCUGAUGCUGCUGCUGCUGAUGCUGCUGCUGCUGAUGCUGCUGCCGAUGCUGCUGCCGAUGCUGCUGCUGCUGCUGCUGCUGCUGCUGCUGCUGCUGCUGCUGCUGCUGCUGCUGCUGCUGCUGCUGCUGCUGCUGCUGCUGCUGCUGCUGCUGCUGCUGCUGCUGCUGCUGCUGCUGCUACUGCUGCUUCGGGUCAAACAGCUGCUGCUAUUGGAGCGUUUGCUGUUAAGGGAGUGGAAGGUACGUGUGGGUUGAUGAGCGAGGAGAGGGACGGAGGUGUGGGCAAUGGUGCUCCUGGGAGUGCAAAGAGGAGUGGAGCAGAAGGGGAUGGUAACGGGAGUGGGAAGGAAUUUGUUUUGAAUCGUAGUGGAUUACUAGAGGGGGGAGCAAGGGAGGAUGGGGAGGAGCAUGGGAGGAGUGGUUGUUGUGGGAAGAGGAGGAAAAAAGGACAACACGAGGGAGACACAGAGAAUGUGUCGGAAAGGGAAGAGGGGAGAGGUGUGCAAGAGCAAGAGGGGGGAGGAGUGCAGGAGGCGAAUGGCCUCGAGGAGGUGCUUUCAUGCAAGCAUGCGAAUGCUGACCUCUUCCAAGUUGUCGAAGCCGGACCUGAAAAGGCUGGGAAUGACGCGAAAGUUGACAGUGAGCAAUUGCAGGUGGUUGGAGCAGAAAAUGACGAAGCGGGGCAGUUGCGGGUGCAGCCGCUGUCUCGGCGUGUGCUGCAGCGAGAGCCCCUGUUUGACCAGAUGAUCGCCAACUGGUACAGCGGAGACCAGGUCCUCCCGUAUCCCCAUGCCCCCACCUCCCAUGCCCCCACCUCCCAUGCCCCCACCUCCCAUGCCCUCCCCUCCCAUGCCCCCACCUCCCAUGCCCUCCCCUCCCAUGCCCCCACCUCCCAUGCCCUCCCCUAUCCCCAUGUCCCUAUUCGCAUGCCUUCCUUAUCCACAUGUCCACUUUCCCCAUGCCUUCUACUGUUCAGAUGUUCUUAUGCCAUCACCUGUCACUGCCAAGCAUUCAUGCAUCCACCACCCAUUGCUGACAUGGCAUGCAUUCACCCAUCCGCCCUCCCAUUGCUGACGUGGGGUACAGGGUAUCAAGCCGCAUGUGGACUUGAUGCGAUUCGACGAUGGCAUCGCCAUCCUCUCCCUCCUCUCGCCCUGCGUCAUGACCCUUGCUCCCUCUCCACCCCCCACCACCGCUCCCAACCCCACCCCAACCACCACCGUCAACCCCACCAGCACCAUCCCCACCACUGCCUCCCCAAGUUCGCCCACUUCCCCUUCUGGCUUCCCUGA
Closterium sp. NIES-65 is the source of this 1404-nucleotide messenger RNA. NCBI's taxonomy places the organism in Eukaryota, Viridiplantae, Streptophyta, Zygnematophyceae, Desmidiales, Closteriaceae. The record is from the annotation of a GenBank genome assembly.